UGAAAGUUGUGAAAGAUAGAGACACGACAACUUUCAGUCAUAUGGUGGCUCUCCAAUUUUUACGGGCCUUCUCUUCAGACUCUCGUUCUACGCCGGGUAUUAUUGCUCUUGCCCGUCUUGGUCAUCGCAUCGACCCUGCACUCUUUGAGAACUCUCUCGAGCUUUGGCAAGAGAUCGCUCUUCAUCUCGAUCUCACAGACGUCCUCGCCCUCGGGAUGGUUUCAGAACUGUGCCGUCAAGCAGCCUCGAUGGUACUCCAUUAUCCUCACGUCAGCGCUCAUUGCCUUGUCGGCUGUUGCCCUUCUGCUACCUCGAAUGGUAUAUUAACGGAUCACGCCCGUGGUGUUCUUAUUGCCAAUGCCGCUUGGACGGCGUGGCGUGUCCUUGUCCUACUCCUCAGUUGGCGAGUGAUCAAAUGCUAAAAUUGGUCUGUGGAUUAUGAGUGGCCAGGGCUGCGCCGGAGUAUGUGGGCCGCCCACCAUUUGAAGUUGAGCAGGUGCUUGCGGCUGUCGGUUUCCCUUCCACCCCACCCAACGACACUCUAUGCUCACCCCCAGAACGCGCCGCUGUUGAUAACCCAUGUUCCUGCCCACACAUGAAUGGCGUGCACAAGGCAAGACUGCCUCCACUGGCAUAAAGUCUGACGGAUGGUCAGAUUAGUACUAGUAGCUGCUAUUUGUUGACUGGAUCUUAGACUGCCUAAUAUGAUUAUGAUUCACCCAAAAGUCUAUCGUGUUUCCAUCACAGAAAGAGACUGAUA
Molecule: messenger RNA, 760 nt
Organism: Suillus clintonianus
Lineage: Eukaryota; Fungi; Basidiomycota; Agaricomycetes; Boletales; Suillaceae
Exons: 4
Coding region: 42-422 (126 amino acids)
Source: RefSeq, a predicted model, not a curated record